Hyalella azteca is the source of this 2245-nucleotide messenger RNA. Its product is annotated as protein PRQFV-amide. NCBI's taxonomy places the organism in Eukaryota, Metazoa, Arthropoda, Malacostraca, Amphipoda, Hyalellidae. The transcript has 2 exons. The record is from RefSeq and is a predicted model, not a curated record. The coding region runs from base 16 to 1257 and encodes 413 amino acids.
CGUGGCAGCAGUGAGAUGUGGCAGGCAUGGUAUGCCAGAAGCGAGACGAAGCCAGUACCGCAAGCCAAGGCCACGCGUGUCCACCAAAAAGUCAGAUCUGCCAGCCACUUCUUCUCGGCUGACAGCGGACGCUUAAAAACGUCCCAAGGAAGGGGGGACCAGCGAGGCCUGCGUAGCGCGCCCGCUGUGGGUCCCUCAAUGAAGCGACCGUCGUCGCUGUGUCUCGUGGCAGCGCUGAUCUGGACGCUACUCCUCGCUCCACAUGCCGCCUCCAGCUCUCAAUUAGAAGCGGUGGAGUUUCAGCCAGCUUACUCGGCAGCUCCGCGGUAUUUGGGGUCAUCAGAAGAGUACUAUCAAGAUGGCGGUGCCGCCGACUGGUCGCGGGAGAGCAACGAAAUUUCUGCAACGGGUUUGCCAUUAGAAAAGAAAUGGACGGGACCCGAGGAGCGCAGUCAAGCAAGAAUGUUGUACAAUUAUCUUCUGUCACGUAGAUUUGGAGGCGAUUUGUUUGGGAAAAGAAUGGGCUCGAGUUAUCCCGGCAACAAGUUUCGGUUCUUCACUAAUGACCCUUCGAGCAGUGGUAGUGGCGUUCAUGGCUCCGAGUUUCUGGGCAAACGAAACACCCCAGGAAAUAUCGGUAUUUCGGAAUUCCUUGGCAAAAGAGCUCGGGUUUCUGAAUUUCUUGGCAAGCGGGCAGAAGAAGGAUACAAAGAAAAAGAGGAAAUCGGAACGCCCAGCAAACGAGCGAGAAUAUCCGAAUUUCUUGGAAAACGCGGACGAAUUUCGGAAUUUUUGGGCAAACGAGCACGCGUGUCUGAGUUCCUUGGCAAGCGCCUUCCUUCGGAAGCAUCGAGUAAGCGAACGCGAGCGUCUGAAUACUCUGGGAAAUGGCCCAGAGUGUCGGAAUUUCUUGGCAAACGUAGUGUACCCGACCCUAUGCCUAUGAAGAAGGCAAGGGUGUCCGAAUUUCUUGGCAAGCGAGCAAGUCCAUCAGAAUUAUACGGUAAGCGAGCUUCCAUCUCAGAAUAUUGGGGUAAAAGGCUAAUAAAUCCAUACGACUUUUCGACAAAGCGCGUGAGAGCAUCCGAGUUUCUUGGUAAAAGAUCUCGUUCUCGAGUGUCGGAAUUCUUGGGCAAACGAUCUGUUGACGACGAAGAUCCGACGACCAUUAACGACAAGCUUGUAAGCGAGGAAGAACCUUUGGCUGGCGGAGCCAGCGACGAGUCUUCGAAACUAUCGCACCUCAGUUACGUCUAAAUAUGGCUUAAUUGAUAUGCCAGCAAGACUUGCGUAUGAUUUCCUGUAGGUGUUGCCCCAUUAAUUUGUGUCUGAACAAUAUGUCGGGACAACUAAUGUCUCAACGAUAUGUCGGGACGACUAAUGUCUGAACAAUAUGUCGGGAUAACUAAUGUCUCAACGAUAUGUCGGGAUAUCUAAUGUUUGAACGACAUUUCGGGAUAUCUAAUGUAUCAACGAUAUGUCGGGACAUCUAAUGUCUGAACUAUAUGUCGGGACGAUAAGUCGGUGUUGAUAUGUCGGGACAAAUCCCAUUUAAAUUAGGCCAAAUUCAGGUAGCGUUCCCAGUAUUUUUGUACAAGGUUGUUCUUUUCAACAACAAUCUAGGCAGCAUCAAUUAAGAGAUGUGCCGGUAUGAAAUAAUAUCUGUUCAAAGUGAUACCUAAUGCAUCGUCGGGUAUAGAGAGUUUCUGUUAUCAGUUCUGUUGUUAGAGGGCUUCAUUGGUUCCCUUGUCACUGCCAGAAUUUGAGUUGAGAAACGUCCAAGACGAGUUAACCUGACCAGGACGAACGAUAAUUAAAAUCCUAAAAGCCUUAAUUAUUUAAUAUAACAGCUGGUAAUCACUAAGUGUAAUAUACAAAAUAUUAGAUGGGUAUCACAAACAUAAUAUUUGAGGUGACCUCAAUGAAAAACUUAUUUCCCAAAUGCAACUAAAAAAAUUGGUGUGGUAAAGGAACAUGGGAGUUUGAAAAGACAAUCCAUAUUUAAUUCCUCUUAUUAAUUAUUAAAUAUAUAUAUUAUGAAAUACCCAUUUAAAUAAAACAUUAGAGAGCUAUGAUACUAGGCAUCUGCCAGUACCCAAAAUGCGCUCACAAAUAAUUGAUUCCGUUGAAUUCUUGAUCCAUCAACGCCUGCAACCAUAAAAAUACAAAAUUAUAUUUCGAAUCUGGAUGUUUUUGAAGGACGCAUAAAUACUGGGCAUUUCAAAUAGAAGAAAAUAUUCUCAUU